Dovyalis caffra is the source of this 582-nucleotide messenger RNA. NCBI's taxonomy places the organism in Eukaryota, Viridiplantae, Streptophyta, Magnoliopsida, Malpighiales, Salicaceae. The record is from the annotation of a GenBank genome assembly.
AUGAGUGCAGUGAAUAUUACUAACGUUACAGUGCUAGAUAAUCCGGCGCCGUUUUUGUCUCCAUUUCAGUUCGAGAUCUCUUAUGAGUGCUUGACUCCUCUUAAAGACGAUUUGGAAUGGAAACUAAUCUAUGUGGGGUCUGCUGAGGAUGAAACGUAUGAUCAACUAUUGGAGAGUGUACUUGUUGGGCCUGUCAAUGUUGGAAAUUAUCGUUUUGUCUUACAGGCAGACCCACCAGACCCAUCAAAGAUUCGCGAAGAAGAUAUCAUUGGUGUCACAGUACUUCUGUUGACAUGCUCUUAUUUAGGUCAGGAAUUUGUUCGAGUUGGCUACUAUGUGAACAAUGAUUAUGAAGAUGAGCAGCUUAGAGAGGAACCUCCACCUAAAGUGUUGAUUGAUAAGGUCCAAAGAAACAUCCUUUCUGAUAAACCCAGGGUUACAAAGUUCCCCAUCAAUUUUCAUCCUGAAAAUACUGAGGGCGCGGAGGAACCCCCUGUAAAUGAUCAACCUGCUGAAACUGAUGGAAAUGAAGAACCAUUGCCUCCUUCUCCUCCUCGUUCUUCAGAUAAAGAGGAACCUUAA